UCAGCUGCUAACUCAAAGGAAAUCAGCCCUCAAGAAACUUUACCGUGCUCCCAUUGACUUCCUGGAAGAGCGAACCACUGGCAUGGCUGACUUGAUUGACUAUGAAUUCUGCGCUCUGGCCGCUGCUUAUCCAUGUCAUCGGAUGGCAGGGAGUCGCUCCGAGCCCGACCGACGAGGGAGCAUUGCGGGCCGGCCACGGGGACCACGGAGAUCCGGGCCACCAGGAGCAUCACAAGGACUCGUACAGCACCUUUGCGUCCGAGUUCUUGGAGUCCAGAUAUCUGUCUGAUGACGGUUACCCUUUUCCCACUGCGCCGCCAGUCGACCCCUUUGCCAGAAUCAAAGUCAACGACUGUGGUGUGACUAAAGGAUGCAUCAGGUAUGGCAAGCCUGGGUGUGAUGCGGAGACGUGCGACUACUUCCUGAGUUACCGUCGCAUCGGGACGGAUGUGGAGUACGAGAUGAGCGCAGACACUGACGGCUGGGUGGCCGUAGGUUUCUCCUCUGACAAGAAAAUGGGAGGCGAUGAUGUCAUGGGCUGCGUCCACGACGACAAUGGCCGCGUGCGCAUCCAUCACUUCUACAACGUAGGCCAGUGGGCAAAAGAGAUCAAGAGGAACCCCGCGAGGGACGAGGAAGGCAUCUUCGAGAACAACCGCGUCACCUGUCGUUUCAAGCGUCCGCUCUAUGUGACGCGAGAGGAGACGCUCGUGGACCUCCACCUGUCGUGGUAUUACCUGUUUGCCUGGGGACCUGCCAUACAAGGCUCCAUCACUAGACACGACAUCGACAAUCCUCCAGUGAGCGAGCGCAUGGUCAGUAUUUACAAAUAUGAGGACAUCUUCAUGCCUUCCACAGCCUAUCAGACCUUCAACUCACCCCUCUGCCUAUUGCUCAUAGUCGCCCUCACCUUCUAUUUGCUAAUGGGAACACCGUGAAGGCGGAGGUGUACGGACAAGAUGUAGCAGCAAUAAAAUAAGUUGCCAUUACGUUGUUGAGCGUGUGCGUUGCACUAUUGGACGUUUUAAAAUCAAAUAUAUCAUGUGGUGUAUACUUCAUGUGCCGCUGCCAAUCUAAAGCAACAAAUACAAAAGUUUUACACUGGACAGUUAUCUUCAUGACAGUAGAUAAUUCACAGCAUGUGCUCAGAAAUGACCACCAAAUGGACCAUAAAAAGAGCAGAUGGCAAAUAUUUACUGGCUCAUGAUUAACUCAGCUGAAGGACAAAGAAGAACCAAUAAUAGACUGUGUCCCUUUAUUAUUUAUUAUUGAAUGUCACCCAAAAAUUGUCGCAUCUUUUUUUGCACGCCCAUGUAUGGCACUCUGUAUGCACAUCUAACUACUUAAAAUGUCAUUUUGUUUACUCAUUGGCUUUGUGUAACAAUAUGGUGGUAUGACAUACUAAUCGCAAUAACUUAAGAAUAUGUUUUAUAAUUUCUAUGGCUGGACAUGAUCACUUAAAAAAAUGUUUUGUAUUCAUUACGCAAUUUUAAUCCCCAAUAGAUAUUUCCAUUUCAGGGAUCAAAAUUUGUGUAAAAAAUAAGAUGAUCUAAAUAUAAGUCUAUCAUUGUCUUUCACUAAAAUAUACUGUAACAUGCACAGUGUGAUGCCUGUAUAAUACCAAUAAAUAUUAAA
Messenger RNA from Syngnathus typhle (broad-nosed pipefish), 1635 nucleotides. RefSeq names its product DOMON domain-containing protein FRRS1L. NCBI's taxonomy places the organism in Eukaryota, Metazoa, Chordata, Actinopteri, Syngnathiformes, Syngnathidae. The transcript has 6 exons. The coding region runs from base 102 to 938 and encodes 278 amino acids. Gene Ontology annotation, biological process: regulation of glutamate receptor signaling pathway. The record is from RefSeq and is a predicted model, not a curated record.